Populus euphratica (Euphrates poplar) is the source of this 1330-nucleotide messenger RNA. NCBI's taxonomy places the organism in Eukaryota, Viridiplantae, Streptophyta, Magnoliopsida, Malpighiales, Salicaceae. The record is from RefSeq and is a predicted model, not a curated record.
AUGGAUGAUAAUCCAAGAAAAAGAGCAUCAAGUUCUCAAAUUCCUAUUGUCAUUGCAAGCAGUGAAUGUCUAAUGAAUAAGCUUGCAUCCUGUUUGAUAAUGGACAUACUAUCAAGAUUGCCCAUCAAGACCAUCUUGAAUUGCCGGUGUGUUUGCAAGACUUGGCUUGACUUCAUAUCAGAUUCUUUCUUUGCCAAGCUCCAUCUUGAAAGAUCACCCACCAGCUUGCUAGUCAAAACCAUAUCAAACAAUCCUGAAUCAAGAAGCCUCCAGCUUGUCCAAAUAAAUGGAAAGCCUGUUGGUUUGCGCUUCCGUGUUGCUGAAGAAAUGAAGUUUGUUCAGGAAAUCAACCUACCCUAUAAUAAUGAUUUCUUGAUUGCAAACUCUUGUAAUGGGCUUCUUUGCAUUUCUGAAACCUUCCAAGACGGCUCCCAUGAUGACAUUUAUUUGUGCAAUCCAAUUUUGGGGGAGUAUAUCUCCAUUCCACUCGCUGCUGGUCAAGGUACAAGGCAAAAGAGUAGUUUCAGAUUGGGAUACAGUGCCAUUACUAAAGAAUACAAAGUGUUGCGCACUUUUUAUUCGAAGAAAGGGCCUGAUUCCCAGCCUGAGGCUGAGAUAUACACGAUUGGUACAGGGAAAUGGAGAGGUGUUCACAAAGCUCUUCGUAGUCUCGAUAUUCUCAUGUUCGAUAGUUUUGUCUGCGGAUCAAUCCAUUGGGUCUUUCGUGAUGAAGACACUUGUGUGAAUGUUAUAGGUUCUUUUAACUUUGAGAAUGAGCAAUUUAGCCAAUUGUCCUUGCCGCCUUGCUAUGAUGAGGGCUGUGUUACAUUGACAGUUUUUGAAGGUUGUCUGGGCGUGUCUUUCUUCAACACCGAUUCUGAUCCUCAAUUUGAAAUAUGGGUUAUGAAGGAGUAUGGGAACAAGCAAUCUUGGACCAAACUGUUUACCGGUAGAAACCUAGAUUUUGGAAACCUAUAUGAGCCCUUGAUUUUCUUGAACAGUGGAUUGAUCUUGAUGAUGAACAAUCAUGAACGUUUUGCUAUUUAUGACACAAGAAGGAAAUUCAUGAAAGUUAUUAGAAUAUGUCAUAUUCAGGGAAGCAAAUAUGCAAUUGCAUACAAACCAUCCUUCGUUUCGCUGAAGGAUGUAGCAAAAGGAGAACAGCUGAAGAUGUUAAGGAAGCAAGCUGGUAGAGAAGAUGACGAGUCCUCUUCUGCAGGAGCAUGUAACUGCACCAGUCAUGAUCAACUUUCUGAGAGCAUUCCUCCACGGUACUAAGCACCAGUCGUGAUUUUAGUUGUUAUGCUCUUUGCUUUUUGCUGUUGAUUGC